AUGGAAGCCAAUACCACAGUCGCCUCGCGCCUUGUCCCAAUAGCUCCUGCGCCAGCUAGGGCACCCUCCGUCAAUAUGGCAGACUUGACUACAAUGGGCUUCAACUGCCAAGCUUGUGUACGCAAAAAAAUCAAAUGCAAUAGAGCUGUGCCAACAUGCUCAAGCUGCAGCAAAGCAAAGCUCCACUGCGUCUACCAGGCUCAUCUGCCGCGGAAGAGGAAGCGAAGCCAUUCCGAAGACGUGUAUGAACGUCUAGCACGGUACGAGCGCAUCUUGAAGGAGAACAAUCUUCUGCCUACUGCUUCUGCAUUGACCCCAUGCGGCAAGGAGAUGGAGGCGUCGGUGGUCAGUACACGGAACGCAACCCCAGUGCAACUUACUAAGUCUGGUAAACUCCUUUCCGCAGAGGGCAAGUCUCGCUAUAUUGACAAUGUUCUCCUCCUUGAUGCCGGAGAAGGCGAUCUGUGUGAAUUAUCCGAUUCCGACCAAGACGACUACAAUGAUGACACUGGAACUGAUGAGGGCACCCGGACUGGACUUCUGGGUGUCCUGGCAGCACACACAGUCUCUGGGGCAAUACUUGGAAGCACUCGGAGCCUCACUGAUCAGCAUCCCAGCUAUGAGGUGGCUACGAAGCUCUGGAGCGCCUACGUGCAAAAUGUUGACCCCCUUUGCAAGGUCCUUCAUGUUCCGACUGUUGCAAAAAUGGUCGACACAAUCGCAAAACAGCCUGCUGCGGCCUCGAAGACUGACGAAUGCCUGCUUUUUGUCAUCUACUAUUUCGCCGUUUUCUCCAUGUCAGAUGCCGACUGUCUGCAAGAGUCCAACCAAACGAGGAACCAUUUGAUGUCGAAAUAUCGGUCCGCUGUUUGUCAGGCACUUGUCAAUGCGUCGUGGCUGAAGACUACAGCGAUGCCGGUACUACAAGCUUACACACUCUUUCUCGUUGCCAUGCGCACGCAGAUCGAUUCUCACACGUUUUGGAUUUUGACAGGCAUUGCGGUUCGCCUGGCACAACGCAUGGGCCUGCAUCAUGAUGGUGAGGACCUGGGGUUGCCACCAUUUGAGGUCCAGAUGCGACAGCGGCUCUUUUGGCAACUGCUUCCACUGGACGGCUAUGCGGGCCAAGUUUGCGGCACUGGGAUCUCGAUAUCGCCGAAUAGCUGGGAUACGAAGCAACCGCUGAACAUUAACGAUGAGCAUAUCUUCCCUGGUAUGACGCAGCAGCCUCAAGAGCAACGAGGCGCCUCGGAAAUGAUUUUCUGCUUAUCGCGGAUUGAGCUGUCCAAUUUCUAUACCCGAACGGGUAUUAAAAUGAAGGAAAUCGGUGGUACGAUUCAAUUCAGGGAAGCAGAGGACAUCGAGAGGCUCAUUGAUGAGGUCGAAGAUCUCAUCGAGACAAAGUUUCUGCGCUACUGCGAUAUCCUGAACCCCUUACACUUUUUCACCACUGGAAUUGUACGCUCUGCCACUAAUGCCGUCCGACUACGGGCUCGAAUGCCACUGUUGCUGAAGCAAACCAUUACAGACGCGCAAAGGAGAGAUCUCUGCACUCUCGCAGAGAAGAUUCUCGAUACAAACAGCGCCAUCUACGGCAAUCCCAGCAUGGAGAAGUUCCGGUGGCAGAUGCAAGCCUUCUUUCUGUGGGAUGCCCUUCUCUGUAUUCUGCUUAGCAUCGCAGAAGUCGGAUUCUACUCAAUGUCGCAGCUAGACACUACGUGGAACAAGGUUGCAGAAGUCUAUUCGAAUCACGAAGAACUUGUCAAGCGCAAGAGGACCCUGCACGUCACCAUUGGCAAGCUAACUCUCAAGGCCUGGCUUGCGAAUCCGCCCAGUAAGUCGUCCCCGGAGCCGGCCUUCAUAACCGCGCUGCGCGAACAACACGAACCGAAAGUCAAGAGGCCGCAAGAGAGAGUUGAUGAAAUGGAGGAAACCGACAAGGUUGCGGACGGUAUAUUUGGUCUUGAUGAGCUCUUUGGCGACAUUGAUGGAACAGGCUUGAAUCAUAGUGGUGGCUUCACCCUCGACUCUCCAGAUUGGGUGGUUUGGGAUCAGCUGUGUCAAGGGACCAAUCUGGGCUGA
Molecule: messenger RNA, 2082 nt
Organism: Aspergillus pseudoviridinutans
Lineage: Eukaryota; Fungi; Ascomycota; Eurotiomycetes; Eurotiales; Aspergillaceae
Product: putative C6 transcription factor
Exons: 1
Coding region: 1-2082 (693 amino acids)
Biological process (GO): DNA-templated transcription; regulation of DNA-templated transcription
Molecular function (GO): DNA-binding transcription factor activity, RNA polymerase II-specific; zinc ion binding; DNA binding
Source: RefSeq, a predicted model, not a curated record